Sphaeroforma arctica JP610 is the source of this 437-nucleotide messenger RNA. RefSeq lists its product as hypothetical. The record is from RefSeq and is a predicted model, not a curated record. The transcript is spliced from 2 exons. The annotation marks the transcript as partial. Lineage: Eukaryota; Ichthyosporea; Ichthyophonida. Gene Ontology annotation, molecular function: glycerophospholipase activity. Gene Ontology annotation, biological process: phospholipid catabolic process. Gene Ontology annotation, cellular component: extracellular region.
GCGAUGCCAAGUCAACCCUUUCGGAUAGCGACCGCGCCUAUGCGGUGGGGUAUAUAGAGGGCUCUUUAUCGCACUUGCGCAUCCAACAGAACAUCAACAACACCGUCAAGAACAUGGGCAAGCUACCACGCCACAUCUCCCAGUUCCUCCGAGACCAGCUGCUGUGGACGCGAUCUCAGGUGCAAAAGAACCCCAACGAUCGAUACUGGAAAGCAGUCGGGCUGGUCCAGGCUCAGUUCGAUGGUUUGGUUCAGGGAUACCGUGCGGCUGACGGCAAACAAGACACGGCCCACUGUGAGUUGGGAUUGGCGUAUAUCAAUUCGAACAAUGAAGUUGGCGAUUUAAAGGCGCACUGGCUGCAAGAUCCCACGGACGGCGUGCCUUCGCGCAAUAAGUUUGAUAAAGAGGUAACUACCGAACUGCCUGUGUUGUAUUGA